Linderina pennispora is the source of this 1416-nucleotide messenger RNA. RefSeq lists its product as uncharacterized. The coding region runs from base 234 to 1286 and encodes 350 amino acids. The record is from RefSeq and is a predicted model, not a curated record. Gene Ontology annotation, molecular function: sequence-specific DNA binding. Gene Ontology annotation, biological process: snRNA transcription by RNA polymerase III; snRNA transcription by RNA polymerase II. Gene Ontology annotation, cellular component: snRNA-activating protein complex. NCBI's taxonomy places the organism in Eukaryota, Fungi, Kickxellomycota, Kickxellomycetes, Kickxellales, Kickxellaceae. The transcript has a single exon.
UAUCCCAACAUUCACUGCCUUCACGUAUGAGGAGUAGGUUCAAUGUAGGUUCAAUAUAACUAGCCGGGUGGCCAGCCGAUAUGGAUAAUUGCGCAGGGACAACCAUCAGAAUAUAUCCCCCAGGUUCAUAUCUCCCAUAACCAGCUGCCCUGCCAAGUAUUGCUGAGUCAAAUUGGCUAGUUCCUGCAAAAUUGCAACCAAACCAGCAAUUUCACAGGCGUAGUAAUAAACAAAUGGCAGACGAUUCGUUCGACUUGGAAGACACAAAGGCACUGGUGAACCUGGGGCGCACAGGAGUGUACCUGUCUGCGAUUGAAGGCGACGUUCGGACGCUCAUGCGCACAUUCCAAAAGCUGCAAGCCUACGACUUUGAAUCGUUCUGCGCGGUGUGGAAGGUGCUAAACUUUUCGCUAAUCCAUUUUGUGGCGACCGAAAAGAACUCUAGGCAGAACUUUAUGCGCACCGUCUACCGCAUCGUGCUCAACCACCUACAGCAAGGAGCACUGCUGGAGAUCCGCAUCGGCGUGGUCUACGCGCUAUAUCUUCUGUACUACUCUCAGCCGGUCAACUUCCCAAACAUCAAAGUGCGCGUAUCGAUGGAGCACUGGGCGGUGCUGACGAGCCUGUACCAGUACUGCCGCGGUAGCGAGAUCCACGAUAUCGUGUAUAUUUUCGACAAACUGCGCGAGGACGCCGCGUUUGAGCUGGUUGCGUGGAUUGACGAGCACGAAGGCAUAUUGAGACUCGAGAGCGACGAGGGCGUGGGUGGCAGGGUGGCGACGCGUUUGGCCCAGAUCGAGCACGAGGUAAUGGGCUCAGCACAGGGCAAUAUUGGCGACCCUGCGGCAGCCAAGCGGCAGCUGAAGCUAGCAGAGGAGUACCGCAAUGUGAAGCGGCGGAUAAUCAACUCCCGGCUCGCUGAGCGUGCUGCACAGGACAUGUACAUCAUGGAUUUCGGGGUUCAGAGAGAGGACAUCCAGGGUAUGCCUGUAGGGGUGCCACUGGAUAUCUCCGGCCAGGAUAUCGGCUGGUGGGCAGAGACCCAGAAGAGAGUCAAGGGGUACCAGCGGAUCAGGGCAGAGCGCGUGGGCGCCCUAGCUGAGGACGACGGCAGCCUGAGGGUGAUGGAGGAGUGUCCCGACGACAUUUCUGGCCUCGAUGGCGCGCCGUCGCGCAGGGCGGUGCUGAGCAAGUCAGACUAUGACACUGAGGCGAGGCACUACAAGCCAGACCACCUCCGGGCCAUUGAGCGGGCCACCAAAGCCCAGCACAAUCCAAACUUUUGACGUUGGCAGCAAAUGGGAGCAGCUGGCGUAUUUAUGCGUUUGUGGGUGGGACCCAAAAGCCUGCGAUUUUUCCCUCGCACUCUUUGCAUGACACGCAGUUUUUGCCCGAUUCAAUUUUAUUGUCCGAAAU